AUGAGGAGGUCUGAGUCUCUCCAAGGAACAGUGAGAGUUGCAGUGGAGUUUGCCAUCGAUGCUGGGUACUGCCACUCGGAUUGUGCCUGCGUGUACCGGAAUGGGAGUCAGAGCGGAGAUGCACUGUGAGAAAAAACUGAGGAGGGGGUUGUGAGGCAAGAAGGCCUCUUUAUUGUCGGUAAGCUGUUGUUCACCUUCCAUAAGAGAUCCUUGGUGAAGGAGGCAUGCCAGAAAACACUUGCUGCCCUCCAGCUGGAUUAUUUGGAUCUCUACCUGAUGCACUGGCCCAUGGGAUCCAAGGCAGGAGAGGAGCCAUUUCCUGCAGAUGGAAAUGGCAUGAUCAUUCCCAGCAAUACAGAUUUUCUGGAUAUGUGGGAGGCUAAGGAAGAGCUGGUGGAUGUGGAAACAGUGAAGGCUAUUGAAGUCUCCAACUUCAACUGCAAACAGACAGACUGGCUCCUGAGAAAACCAGGCCUAAGACACAAACGAAAUAAUCAGAUUGAAAGUCACCCAUCUUCCUCAGGAAGAGCUGAUUUCAAGUUUUGCCAAUCCAAAGGGAUUUCUGACCCUGCAUAUUGUCCCCUUGGAGCCUCCCACUGGCCCAAGUCCAAACCUGAACAUAUUUCCCUUUUUGAUGAUCCUCAAACCAAGGAAAUCACACUCAAGUACAAUAAAACCCCAGCUCAGGCCUUAUCCCGGCUUCAGAUUCAAAGAAACAUGCAUAUAAUUCCCAAAGCUGUCAAUAAGCAUAUUGAAGAAAAUUUUAAGGUGUUUGACUUUGAAUUGACCAAAGAGGAGAUGGAAAUUGUCCUUGCUUUAAGAUACCAUAUCUGUGCAUUAAGCAAAUGCAAAAAUCACAAGGACUAUCCCUUUUUUGGAAGAUUAAAAGAGACACCAUCUUCAGAUCCUCCAUGGCUUGGGACUGUAUACUGUUGUUUUAAGCAAUUUGCAAUACCUGGUGUAUAA
Messenger RNA from Pipra filicauda (Wire-tailed manakin), 966 nucleotides. RefSeq names its product aldo-keto reductase family 1 member B1-like. Gene Ontology annotation, cellular component: cytosol. The record is from RefSeq and is a predicted model, not a curated record. NCBI's taxonomy places the organism in Eukaryota, Metazoa, Chordata, Aves, Passeriformes, Pipridae. Gene Ontology annotation, molecular function: aldose reductase (NADPH) activity.